GCUUCUCGCCGAGCGUGCGUCACUGACCCUCUUCCAUUGCCGUAUUAUUGCUCGCUUUGCUCCACGUCGGCUGCACAGGCGCAGUCAGUGUUCACCUGCUGGGGUUGAAAGACAGCGAGCAGGAAGCCAGAGGCACGGAUUAUUAGAACAUCGGUAUUUAUAAUUAUAUGCAUAAUUUUGGUCUGAACAGCAACCGGAGCAUAACAAUAUGUUUAAGAAACUCAAAAAGAAAAUUACCGAGGAGCAGUCCCCACAGAAGAACACACAGCCUCAACAACAGGCCCAGAUCAGGGAUACAUUUUUUACCCCUUCUAAGUCCACAACCCCGCCUAUAGGUAACAGAAGCCGUUCCUCAUCCCUGUCUAACCGGCAGGAUGAAAGCACAAUCACUCCAGAUGACAGAGAGCUGCUAGCCGGGAUGAUAGCAGAGCCCGCUUUUCUCUCUGAAUAUACUAUCUUUGCUCUGGACCGUACCAUACGACCUAAAGCAGCUCAGAUUGCCAGUGCGAAUGUAAAUACGCCUCCCACAGAACCUGCAAGACCUGCUGGCAGUGUUAAUGGAGAUGAAGCAGAUAGCCCACAGAAGCCUGAGGCACAGUCUUUUGCACAGAAGCUCCAGCUGCGAGUACCCUCCAUGGAGUCUCUGUUCCGCUCUCCCUCCAAGGAGUCUCUGUUCCGCUCUCCCUCCAAGGAGUCUCUGUUCCGCUCUCCCUCCAAGGAGUCUCUGUUCCACUCUCCCUCCAAGGAGUCUCUGGUACGCAGCGCCUCGCGGGAGUCCUUGAACACCCUGGGGGAUCCAGAGUCUGCCGCCACCCCAACGUAUGACCCCCCCUCCGACAUUGAGAGUGAGGCUGAGGACACCAUAGGCAGUACAGACAGCCUCAGCAAGGAGCAGCUCCAUCACAGGCUUCGCAGGAUGGAGAGGAGCGUGAGCAACUACAGGGGGAAGUAUUCAGAGCUAGUCACUGCCUACCGAACAGUACAGCGAGAUAAAGAAAAAAUCCAGGCAAUACUUAGUCAAUGUCAAGACAAAUCACUUCGCAGGAUUGGUGAGCUGCGAGAGGAGCUGCAGAUGGACCAGCAGGCUAAGAAGCAUUUACAGGAGGAGUUUGAUGCUGCACUGGAGGAGAAAGAUCAGCACAUCACGGUUCUCCAGACUCAGGUGUCCUUGCUGAAGCAGAGGUUACACAGUGAUAAGGGGAAUGCUGACCUUACCCAGCUAACCACUCAGGCUGCAGAAAGACAGGUGGAAUCGGAGCCUCAGAUCUCCACACAGGAGCUCAACACAGAAAACACUAACCUGUCAAAUGAUGGCACCGGAGAUGCUUCGAAGACUCUGGAUGCCUUGCAGCAGCGAGUGAGACGGCAGGAGAAUCUGUUGCAGAAGUGCAAGGAGAUGCUACACACACAUAAGGAGCGCUCCACACAGCUGGCCAGCGAAAAGGAGGCACUGCAAGAACAGCUCGAGAAGCUGGAGAAAAUCAAGGAAUUCCAGAAUGUUGAAAAAACCAGGCUGAUUACUCAGCUCCGGGAUGCUAAGAAUUUGAUUGAACAGCUGGAGCAAGAUAAGGGAAUGGUCAUUGCAGAAACCAAAAGGCAGAUGCAUGAGACUCUGGAGAUGAAAGAGGAGGAAAUUGCCCAGCUCCGCUCUAGAAUCCUGCAGACUACAGCAUUGCGCGAGGAGCUGCAGGCGCAGAAGGAGAAGUCGGAGAAAGCUGCAUUUGAGGAGCUGGAGAAGGCGGAGGGAGCCCGGCUGCGACUGAAGGUCCGAAUGGAGGAGCAGAUCAAGACCGUGGAAAAGACCAGUGAGGAGGAGCGUAAAAACCUACAGCAGGAACUCUCCAGGGUUAAACAGGAAGUGGUCAACAUCAUGAAGAAGUCCUCAGAAGACAGGAUAGCAAAAGUUGAGAAGAUGCAUGCAGAAGCCCUGGCCAGCAAAGAUCAAGAGCUGACUCGGAGACUACAGACACAGAUGGCCCAGUUACAGGAGCAGAUGAGUACGGCUUUGGAGAAAUGUCAGGCUGAGAACAUGCAGGUGAUUCAGGAGAAGGAGCAUCAAGCUGCACUUGCCUUGGAGGAGCUGGAACUGCAGAAGGCGGCCAUACAGUCUCAGAAUAAGAACCAGGUACAGGAGCUGCAGCAGGAGCUUGAAACAUUCAGCAAUAAAGUACUUGAAUUGGAAAGUUCCCUGGCAAAGAGUUCUCAGUGCGGGACUGACCAGUCGGAUGAGCUUUUUGCACAGAUUGAGGCCGAGAAGAACAAGCAUCAAGCAGAAAUCGCAGCAAUGGAGGAAAAGCACAGGGUAGAGAUUGAUCACAUCAGACAGGAACUCUGGGAUCUCUGGUCUGACAAACUUCAGACCACAAAGAAGCAGUACCAGACUUCUGUGGAGGAGCUCCAAGAGAAACACACCCAAGAGCUGGAGGCCUUACUGAAUAAAAAGGAGUCCCAGUUCCAUUCCCAUAUCGAGGACAUGAACCAAAAGACCCUGGAAAAACUUGAUGUCAAUCAGACUGAGCUGGAGACUCUCUCAUCUGAGCUGACAGAAUCACUGGAAGGAAGGAAGCUUUUAGAAGAGCAACUGGCAGUCUUAAAUGAUACCAUCAACUCUAUUAAACAGGAGUACGAGAUUAAACUAGAGCAGGAGAAAUCCAGGUACCUGGAUGAGGUUGAAAGCAUAAAAUCAGAGCUUGAGCAGUCAUUAGGAGGUGUCGAGAAGACUCUGAAGGAGGAACUUAAUAAUCUCAAGAUGGUCCUGGAAGAAAAGGAAAAACAGUUGGGGGAACUGCAGGCAAGAGAAAGGGAACUGAAGAAAAAUGCUGAGAAGCAUCAGCAGGAGACAGCUGCUAAAUUUGAACUGCAGAUGGAAGAGCUAAGGGAAAAUGUGAAAAGGGCAGAAGCAGAAAAGGAGGGUCUGACAGAAACCAGCUUGACACUGAAUCAGGUUAACUCUGAACUGGAGAAUUGUAAAUGUCGGGUACAGCAGCUGGAGCAGAAGCUGGAAGAGGUGCAGAAGGAAUCUGAUGAGAAGGUGUCUUCUCUCCAGGCAGAGCAUACCACAGAGAUUUCAGAGCUUCAGAGCCAGAUUGAGAAGGUUAAAAUGGAGCUGUCUGAAAGCGAACAAUCUUGGACUGAAAAAUUGGAGGUACAUCGCCAGCAGGAGAAUGAUUUAAAUAAACACCUAGUGGAGGUACGAACUGCAAGCGAACAGAGAAUAGAUGCUGCUAGAACAGAGUGCGAAACCAAGCUUAAAGCAAAUGAGGCGAAGAUGGACAAAAUAAAGCAGAAGGCCAAGGAGAUGCAAGAGAAGUUUAAGAAGAAGCUCUCUGAUCAAGAGGUCAAGCUGAAGGAACAGUGUGAUAAAAAGCAGCAAGAGCUGAACCAGAAGGAAAAAGAGUUCAAUGAGAAGAUCCUGGAAAUGGCCCAUGCUGGUUCUGCUGGGAUCAGUGAUGCGGUCUCGCAGCUGGAGCUGACCCAGAAGGAGCAGCUGGAGAGUUUGAAGGAGUCUCACCGGAAAGGGCUGGAGGAGCUGAUCCAAGGAUGGCAGCAGAAACUCAGCCAGCAGGAGGAGGAAAUGCAGGAGAAGCAUGAGGUCGAGCUGCAGGAGAAAGUGCAGGAGGUGGAUGAGGCGAGACAGCAGCUUGGGGCCACCAGGGAAGAGAAGGAGCAUCUUCUCAAUGAGGUGAAGGGCCUCAGGGAGGAACUAGUGAUGAGGGAGACCACAGUGCAGAAACUACAGGCAGAGCUAAAGGAGGCUGCUGCACAAGUGGAAAAUUUGUCCAAGGGGGAAAACAUGCUGAAGGAGCAGGUGGAGGCAAUGGAGAAUAACCUUAGUCAAGUUUUGAAUGAAAGAAACUCUCUCCAGAACCAGUUCAGUAAGGCUGAAGAAGAGAGCAAUAAAAGGGAACAGGAGCUAGCAAAACAGCUAGAGGAGACCCAUGGCAAACUAACAGCACUGGAAGCCUCACAUUGGAAAGAAGUUGAAGAUCUCCAGAAGAAACUCAAAGAAAAGGUCCUUGAAAUGCAGUCCAAGGAGGAGGAGUUCAGAAAACAGCUUCAUCUGCAAACAGAACAUUUAUCUCUUUCCUGCAAUGAAGUUCAGAGAAAAAUGGAAGUUAGUGCUGAUGAGUUCCGUGACAAAUUGAACAGCAAAGUCGGUGCCCUUAGCGAUAGAAUUGCCUGCAACCAGAAGCAGGCAGCACAGCUUAAAAAUGUCAUCCUGACCAAGAUUGAACAAAUCAGCCAUCUAGAAAUACAGCUCCAACAAAUAACAGCGGAGAAAAUGGCAUCAGAAAAUUCAUUGCUGCAGAUGACCAAUCAGAUGCAGGAAAAAGAAGAACAUAUUAAAGCCUUUAAAACAGAGAAGGAAUCUUUAGAAAAAGACAGAGGCAGCCACUUGGAAAGUCUGUCCGAGAAAGACAUUUGCAUUGAGCAGCUGAGAAAGGAACUGACUGCAAGUACAGAGACCAAUAUAAACAUUUCUGAAAACCUGAAAGAAAAGGAAGCCCAAAUCUGUGGCCUAGAGGGUAUGAUAAAUGACUUGAAAACCCAGCUUGCCAAUAGUGUAGGUCUUGCAGACAAGGAAGAAGCCAUAUUGUUACUAAAUCAACAACACAGGGAGGAGCACCAGAAGCUAAUAAACCAAAUGCAAGAGUUAUCGAAGAGCAUGGAGGCUCUUAACCAGGAGAAGUCAUCUGCCCUUGACCAGGCAGAGCAGUGGAAGAGCAAGAUGUCAGACUGGAAAAAGAAGACAGAAUCCAAGUUCACGCAGAACCACAAUACUGUCAAGUCACUGCAGGGCAAGUUGGAAGAGAUGGAAAAGCAAAUCUAUGAGAAAGAUGAACAGUUGGGCAAGCUCACAGACGAUAUUGAUAAACAGUCUUGUAGCAAGUCUGAGAUGGACCUGGUGUUGAGCGAGAAAGAGAAAAAAAUAGGAGAGUUAACUGCUGAGCUGCAGAGCUGUAUAAUCAAGGUUAAGGAGCUGGAAGAACAGCUUACCAAAAAGACUGAGGAACGUGAUCAACUUAUUGUACAACUGCAGCAGAAGAAUCAAGCAAAGGAUACAGAACAGAAAGAGCUGGUGCUGCAGCUUCAGCAGGCUCAGGUGCAGUUCUCUGAAAAGGGCAGCAGAGUCAAUGAAACUGAAGAGAAGUUACAGACUAUAGAAAGGGAGACAGAAACUCUCAAGCAGGAGUUUGAGCUCAAACAAGAGAAGAUGAAAGCAGAACUCCUGAAGAUCAAAGAAGAAGAACUCAAGACAGCAGAAGAAAGAUGGUCUGCAGAGAGUGCCGGUAAACUGGCCGAGCUAAAGAAGAAAGCCGAACAGAAGAUUGCCAUGGUGAGGAAGCAGCUUACCUCACAAGUGGAAGAGAAGGAACAGGUUGUUAAAAACUUGGAAAGUCAGUUAGAUGAGUUGAAACAGACAGUGGAUAAGAAAGAGGAAAGUGUCAAAGCCUUGCAGCAAAGAGUGAAUUCACUUGAAGAUUCAGUAAACAGGGAAGAGAUGGAAAAGCAAAUCAAGAAUUUAAGGGAAGCCAGCGAGCUGGAGAAAGAAAGCACUUUGCAGAAUCUGAAGGAAAUGUAUGAGGAGAAACUGAAUGUUCUGCAGAAAGAUCUGGCUGAUAGGGACCUCCAAGUACAGAAGAUGCAGGAGAGGGAGACAGAAAAGGGGGCUACUGAAGAGGCACAGAACAGGUACGAAGAGCUUCAGAAUAGCUUGGAGCAGGCAGAGGAAGAGAAAUGCAGACAACAGGCAGAAGUUUUCAGGCUUCAGGAAGAAUGGCAGAAGCAGAGUGAACUGCAUUCCACCUUGCUUGAUCAGCAGACAGAAUGGACUGCAACAUUGUCAGAUCUUCAAAAGCAACUGCAAGACAAGGAAGGAAAGAUUCAGGAAAUGGAAAGCAGCUUAGAGCAGAUGAAGAAAAACAUGCAGGCAAGAGAAUCAUCUGAGAAGUCACUGGAACAGAAAAUAAAGGAGCUGGAAGCCAGUUUAGCCAAGGACAAGGAGGACUUUAAAGUAGAAAAACACUCCUUGUCUGAGCAGUCUGAAGUAGAACUGAAAGUCCUCAGCCAGCAACUGGAGAAGAGUGAGUCCCUUUUGAGAGACUACGAGGAAGGUUCAGAACAGAAGAACAAGUCUGAUUCGGAACUCCAGAACCUUCUAGCAGAGAUGAGAGCCAAGCAGAAAGAACUAGAUGGCAAGCUGCAGGAGGCAGAUGGUGAGAAACAGAAACUGCACAAAGAGAUGACAAGGCUGCAGAAGGACAUCCGCUCCUUGCGUAAAGAACACGAGAAAGAGCUGGAGUAUGUAAAGAAAGAGAUGGCCGAAGAAAAUGAACUAAAAAUGAAGCUAGAGCUUGAGGAUCUGGAGAUAAAGCAUCAUUCCAGCCUGAAACAGGUAAUAAGGGAAUUCAACACCCAGAUAGCCAAAAAGGAGCAAGAUCUGGAUUCUGCUGUGCAGGAAGCUAUUGGCAAGGCCCAGGAUGUUGAGACGGAGUUGUUGAAUACUUAUCGGGAAGAGACAAGUCAGCUCUACAGGAAAAUCGGACAAAAAGAGGAUGAGCUCAAACAAACUGCCCAGAACUACGAGCAGAUCUUACAGAACCGAGAGGAGGAGAUGACGUGCAGAGUGAACGAACUACAGAAACAGCUGGAGGAGCUCCAAAUGGAGAGAGAGCAGAGGCUAAAGGACAAGAAGAAUCAGAACAGUGAACAGGGUUCCAUGUCUGAGCUGCAGGCACAGCUCGCGCUAAAAACAACACUACUCAGCAAAGCAAAACUAAAGGAACAGGAGUUCCAGGAAAGAAUCCAUUCACUUGAAGACAAGCAAAGAACUUUUCCUAAGAACUCUGUUGUGACACAUCUAGGAACACCAUACAGAGGUGGAAAACACCACAGCGAUGGCUUGCCAGAACCAACAGAAUUUGAAUACCUGAGAAAAGUGAUGUUCGAGUACAUGAUGGGACGAGAGACAAAGACCAUGGCAAAGGUCAUCACUACAGUACUCAAGUUCCCGGCAGACCAGGCUCAGAAGAUCCUAGAAAAGGAAGAAUCUCGACCACUGUUUGCCUCCCUUCACAGUGGUGUCUUCUGAAUAGAGUGAGGUCAGGCAGUGCAUGGUUAGCAUGGCGCUACAGUGGUGAAGAUGGGGGAGGUGGAUGGAUGCAAGAAUAAAAGAUAAAGAUAAGUCUGGAAACGUUUAAGUAAAAUUCCUUUCUGAGCCAAUAUGUUACCAGGAAAUUGAAGUACUUCACUUGGAUGUCCUGUUUCCUUUUUGUCGGAGAGUGUCUAUAAAUAGCAGAUUUUGUAUAAAGUUACUAUUACCUUACUGAGGGAGUAGUAUCUCGUCAGAAAAAAAGCACAAGGUACGGAGUGUAUCAUGUUAUGGUGAUAUUAAAUCUGUCGGUCCUUAUGUCGCUUACAAAUAACUGCUUAUCCAAAUAUCAUGAAACUUGAAAAUGUCUAAUGAAUCUAUGGGCAUAUACAACAAUCUGUCCAACUUAUUUUUUCAUUUGACUGAUACCUCUCAUUUUGUAUGUAUUAAUGAUAGUUAAACUAGGCAACUAGCAAUGCCAGAUCACUACCAUGCAUGUAAAGGUGUCGGACUGCUUCACAGUUUCAGUUUGAAAACAAUGCUGUUAUGAGGUAAUGGGCCUCGAAUACUGUUGGGUAAGUCUUUAAACAUUUUUGUUGUCAUAAUAAUUUUAAAAUGUGUACCAUUCAACUGGUACCUCAGACUCGGAUUGUACUGCCAAAAUGUGUUUUGUGUUUUUUCAUUGUGAAAUGAAUAGGUUUUAAUUUGUCAUUCUUUUGGUGUCCUGUCAGAUGUUUACUGCAUGCAUUGCGUUCCUUUCUCCAUUAUGCAUCUGUGUUUGAUCAGCCGUUUGUUUUUGUGUUUGGUGAAAUACAAAAGAAUCUACUAAGCUUCACUUUAUUCUUGUUUUAGACUUGGCUACGAUGAGCAUCCUGAAGACAAUUGGAAAAUGUGAUAAUCACAGCAUCCUGCCAGAUACAGUGGUGGCCAAAACCAGCUAUAACAAUGUUGAAAUAUGGUGCGGUACAUUAAAGAAAGUCUUGUCUUGAUUAUUCUUUUGGAAAAGGGUAAUGGGAACUAGAUUGGUUUGACAUACCAUAAAAUCGUCACUUUUUAAUUGAAGCCUGGGAUAUACUUGUAGCCCAGCACAAAAAGAUCAGGGCCCGUCUUAUCAACUAUUGGAAAAUUGCAGACAAAUUGCCCCCUACAUAGUAAAUGUACUGUAACUACAUGGGAAAUUGGGGCCAGGGAUUCUGUAUAAUGAAUUGGUCGGUAAUUGGAGAAAAAAAAAAGUCUAGUUCCCAUCAGUAAUACAGGUUUAUUGUAUACAUUUUAAUUCACGCAGUUUAAAUGAAAUCAAUUUCUUCCUUUUGUUUCUGUUUAGGUUUAGUAUGGUUUGAUGGAUUGUGCAAUAAUUGUAAUCUUUUAUUCCCUUUUUCUUUCCUGUUAUAUCAUGCUGCUUUCAUUUUACUUGUGUCUGUAGAGUUUGUUCAUUGUACUGUGCUCCAAUCGGUUCCCAAUGCUUCUGCUGAAAAUGACACUGGAUUCCAGUACCUCGUUUGUUUACUAAAGCUUUUGUACUUUAUAUUUUUUGGGGGAGAAAAAAACUAUUGUAAAUUGUAAAUAAAUGGUUCAUAUCUGUACCAUAGGGCAUAUUGUAACUGUUGCAAUGUUAAUACAUUUGGUGAACAGUUAAUAAAAUUUUAUUUACAAUA
This is a messenger RNA of Acipenser ruthenus (sterlet), 8748 nucleotides long. Its product is annotated as golgin subfamily A member 4-like. Gene Ontology annotation, biological process: Golgi vesicle transport. Gene Ontology annotation, cellular component: Golgi apparatus. Bases 209 to 7093 code for a protein of 2294 amino acids. The record is from RefSeq and is a predicted model, not a curated record. NCBI's taxonomy places the organism in Eukaryota, Metazoa, Chordata, Actinopteri, Acipenseriformes, Acipenseridae. The transcript is spliced from 27 exons. Gene Ontology annotation, molecular function: small GTPase binding.